Messenger RNA from Iphiclides podalirius (scarce swallowtail), 1785 nucleotides. The record is from the annotation of a GenBank genome assembly. Lineage: Eukaryota; Metazoa; Arthropoda; Insecta; Lepidoptera; Papilionidae.
AUGGUUGUCGAGGGUGGAUGUCGACUGGAGAAAUGGUUGUCGAGGGUGGAUGUCGACUGGAGAAAUGGUUGUCGAGGGUGGCUGUCGACUGGAGAAAUGGUUGUUGAGGGUGGAUGUCGACUGGAGAAAUGGUUGUCGAGGGUGGAUGUCGACUGGAGAAAUGGUUGUCGAGGGUGGAUGUCGACUGGAGAAAUGGUUGUCGAGGGUGGAUGUCGACUGGAGAAAUGGUUGUCGAGGGUGGAUGUCGACUGGAGAAAUGGUUGUCGAGGGUGGAUGUCGACUGGAGAAAUGGUUGUCGAGGGUGGAUGUCGACUGGAGAAAUGGUUGUCGAGGGUGGAUGUCGACUGGAGAAAUGGUUGUCGAGGGUGGAUGUCGACUGGAGAAAUGGUUGUCGAGGGUGGAUGUCGACUGGAGAAAUGGUUGUCGAGGGUGGAUGUCGACUGGAGAAAUGGUUGUCGAGGGUGGAUGUCGACUGGAGAAAUGGUUGUCGAGGGUGGAUGUCGACUGGAGAAAUGGUUGUCGAGGGUGGAUGUCGACUGGAGAAAUGGUUGUCGAGGGUGGAUGUCGACUGGAGAAAUGGUUGUCGUGGGUGGAUGUUUACUGGAUGAAUGGUGUUUGAGUGUCAAUGCCUACUGGGGAAAUGGUGAUCGAGUGGCAAUGUCUACUGGAGAAAUGGUGGUCGAGGGUGAAUGUCGGCUGGAGAUACGGUGGAGGGUGGUUGGCGACUGGAGAUAUGGUUGUCGAGGGUGGAUGUCUACUGGAGAUAUGUUGGUUGAGUGUCAAUGUCUACUGGAGAAAUGGUUGUCAAAAUUGGAUGUCGUCUGGACACAUGUUGGUCGAUCAUGGAUGUCAGCUGCAAAUGUGGUGGUUGAAGUGGAUGUGCCGUACAGGCCUAAAACUCCGGAGAUCAUCGACCUGGACGAGUACCCAGAGAGUCCGCAGUCCGUCAAGCGCAAGAAGCUCGAGAUCCUGCGCGAGCGCGGCCUCGAGGUGACCGCGGUGCCGCCCUGGCCCGCGCGCCCCCUCCUCGCCCCGGCGCCCCUGCUCGCCCCCGCGCCCCUCCUGCUCGCGCCCGCCGUGCAGCACCAGCUGUUCACGCACGCGCAGCUGCUGCAGAUGUACGGCGCGCCGCCCGCCCCGCCCCCCGACGGCGCCCCCCCGCCGCGCGUCAUCCAGGCGACGAGCGCGUUCGGCACGCAGGGCCCCGAGAAGACGGUCUACGGCAACCCGAAGGACCCCUUCAUGCCGCCCCCGCACAUCGUGCACGGCGCCCCCUGCGUGAGGGCGCAGCGCGCCGUCCACCCUCCGCCCCCGCAGCGGCCGCACGACGCGCUCGACCUGAGCCGCCGCCCCGCCCCCGCGCGCCCGCCCCGCGUCGAGAUAGUGCGCGUGCCCCCCUCGCCGCCCCUCGCUCCUCACGCCCCGCCCGCCCCUCCCGCCCCUCCCGCCCCGCCCGCCACCCCGCCCAGCCUCGAGAUCACGCUCGUCGGGCCGAAGGCGCGCACGCCCCCGAAGCGCCCCCCGCAGAAGCGCUCCUCGAACGGCAAGUUCGCCUCGGCCAAGACGCCCUCCCCGUCGCCGGCGAAAGCGCCCCCCUCCGCCCCCUCGCCGGCGCCCCCCUCCGAAGCGCCGAAGCCGCUCGUCGACCCGGUGUACAUGAGCGCGCUGUACAGCAGCCUCGGCCAGAUGGACCAGCGGCAGCUCGCCAUGUACCGGGACUUCGUAGCGAGCCAGUUCAGGGGCUACAGCGGCCUGCUCAACAUCGGCACGCCCACUACGAAGAAC